Lasiodiplodia theobromae is the source of this 684-nucleotide messenger RNA. Its product is annotated as Dynactin Arp1 p25 subunit protein. The record is from RefSeq and is a predicted model, not a curated record. The coding region runs from base 1 to 684 and encodes 227 amino acids. The transcript is spliced from 3 exons. Lineage: Eukaryota; Fungi; Ascomycota; Dothideomycetes; Botryosphaeriales; Botryosphaeriaceae.
AUGCUUGCCAAGAAGUGCCUUCUCCUCGCUGCUGUCGCCGCCAAUGCGGCUUCAGGCCUUAUGUUCGACCCGGAUUGGCCGCUGGGUCUGAUUCUCAAGCGCCAGGACGAUAUGUCUGAGGCAGAGUACAACUGCCACGACAAUUGCGGCCAGGCGAUCAAGGCGGGUCGCGGCGACGAUCCGUGCAACGAUGAGACAUUCCUGCACGACUAUGACGCCUGCCUCCAGUGCGCCGGCUCCGACAACGUCGACAUCUGGAAGUACUACGGCGGCAGCUUGAGCGCCGUUGCCUCAUCGUGCGGACUGUCCACCACGCCCCUCACCGGCACUCAGGCCGCCGUGUCCGCUGCCAUCACCGCGACUUCUGCCGCCUCGGCUACCGGCGUCGCCAGUGCUUCUGCUACUGCCACUGCUGCCACUACCCCCUCUGCCGGCAACUCGACCGCUUCAGGUACUUCCGUGGCUGCUUCCACUGGCAGUUCGGCUUCCAGCUCUGCUGCCGCAUCGACCGCUGCUGCGUCGACUGCCGCUGCUGCUACGGCUUCCUCUACUGCUAGCUCUACUGCGGCUGCCUCCGCUGCUGCCUCUGCGAGCGCGACCGGAGCCGCAAGCAGCGCAAGCCUCAGCUGGGUCCCGAUCAUGGGUUCUCUUUCCGCGCUGGGUUACUUUGUUCUCGGAUUUUAA